AUGAGGCGUGAAGCCAAUCAGGCCACAAGAGCAGCUAAAGCAGCCUCGCCUUUCGAAAACCCAAUUGGCUUAAAGAUCCGGGUAAAAGCCCUACAUUCAGAUGGCUAUAACCUUAGAGGAGGCUUCUUUAAAGCCGAAAAAACAACUUCACUUGGUGGCCUAGAUCUUCCUCUUAUUCCUUGGAACACGCUACGAUCAAUCUCAAAGGAUUACUUUACUUCUAAUUACCUUAGCAACCUCUGGAAAGAUUCAAACGCGACCGAUCGACCAAAUAUAGUAUUUGGGGUCUCUUUUGAGAGAAUUGGCAAAUCAGAGACAGGGACCUUUAUCUCUGUUGCCUUUGAACGCGAGCCUUUCGAAUCAAUAGCCGAUAUUUUCAAUACUGACGCUAAUUACACUUGGGCUAUUGAAGAUGGAAGAGUUGUUCUCUGGAUUGAUAUCCGAUUUACAGGGGAUCAGCCAAAACCACAGCCAAAGAAGCCUCGGGUCAGAUCUAAAGGAAGAAGCCGACCAACGACUUCAAACAUAUCGGUCGGCGACUCUAUAGAAGUGGCACCUCAAUCAGCACUAGCAGACCAUAUAGAAGAGGUCAAAGGAGAGUUGGCUCGUGAGGUUAUUAGUCUCGAAGCAUUUCCGCCGGCAGAAGCCGCUGAGAGCGACUCAGAGGCUCACCAAGGAGAUCAGGAAGAAGAAGCACAGUUAGAAUACGACGCACCUCAGACAGAUUCAGCAGACAAGGGCCCUCAGGAAGCUCUACAGGAAGAAGAAACCCAUCAGAAUCACCAGCCCGCAAGGAAACGGUCACGGGGUCCGACAUUAGAUAGCGAUGAUGAGCCUUUAAUUCCUCGAUUGAGUCGCUACGGUCGCGCAACGCGGGCAACCGCUAAAGCACGAUCAUCGCAAUCGUAA
Messenger RNA from Metarhizium robertsii ARSEF 23, 909 nucleotides. Its product is annotated as C6 transcription factor. The record is from RefSeq and is a predicted model, not a curated record. The transcript has 2 exons. The coding region runs from base 1 to 909 and encodes 302 amino acids. Lineage: Eukaryota; Fungi; Ascomycota; Sordariomycetes; Hypocreales; Clavicipitaceae.